This is a messenger RNA of Schistosoma rodhaini, 6488 nucleotides long. NCBI's taxonomy places the organism in Eukaryota, Metazoa, Platyhelminthes, Trematoda, Strigeidida, Schistosomatidae. The record is from the annotation of a GenBank genome assembly.
GCGCAGUAGAAAUUUUAUUUUCUAAGAUAAUAUCCAUUGAUAUUUAGAUUUUUUAAAUAAAAUUUUACUAAGCUAUGGAUUGACAAAAUUAUUCUAUUUCUAAUCAAAUGAGUUGCAUUUUUCAUAGGUAUUUAAUUAGUUUUAAUAGCAAUCGUAUAUUUUGUAAGUUAAUGUGUUUUUAGCUGUUAAACUGAACUGUUAUCUUAUCUGAUCAAGUUCUGGAUAAAAAAACAGUUGGGCUUCCUACGAAUUAAUGAAGUAUAACGGUGAUAUUAGUAAAAUGAAUAUCCAUUUUUGUGUAGAAAAAAACAAUACUGAUUAUCUUAUCUUUCCUACAAACUAACUCACAAUAAACAUAAAGUUUAAGAAAAUUAAUUUAUGACUGAUUCUAACCUCAUUAGAAAUUGGCAAACAUAUUUUUUUGAAGAUAAAUUGGUCAGUAACGUUCGAAGGAUCGAAAUUUUCUUGUAGCAUAAACAAUCAAUCCCAAAUAAUCGGUCACAUACAUUAACUAUAGCUGUCUCAUACCAGAACGCAAUUAAUAAAGUUAUAUAUCUUUCUUGAAUCUACUGACCCAGUAAAUUAAUGUACUGUUGUUUGUAAUAAUAACUGAAAAUGAAACCACUAUCAAACGGUAGGUAAAUUUUUUUUCCUGAAUGAAUGAUGGGUAAAUGAUAACAAUUUAGUAUUGUAAUCUGAAUAAAUUGUUUUUUGAAUCUUUAUAUGACUGGAGGAAUGGGUACAGAUAAAGCGGUGAUUAAUACAUAAUGACACUUAAACUGUCGACAAACUACACGUGAGUAAUGUUAAAGUCCUUACAGUUCAAGAGAACUUUUAUGUCAACAGGAACAUCAGAGCAUUUAGAGCAUUCUAGAAGCAAGAAAUAUUAUAGUUACAUGUCAUUCAUAUGGCAUUACUACAUAAUAACAAUAUUGAUUUGAGUCAACCUUAACAUUUUAACAUCAAACAGAUCUGUGUUUUCCAAAUUUAAUUAUACAUUUAUCGAAGAAUAAACACAUCGUGAGUUUUAUUAAUAUUUAUUAACUGAAAGAAAAUAAAAUGAAGUUAAUUACUGUGGACAUUGUUUUGAGCAGAAUCUGUAAGAGCCAUGAUGAAAGAAGUGAAUAAUCUUCGGAAAUCUUUACUUGAUUACAUCACAGAAACUUCAAAUAAAUGUUUAUUUAUUACAGUUUAAGUACACAAUGCUUAAAAUUGUGGAGCAAAACACCCAGUUUACUUUUUUUACACUAGCAAUCAUGUAAAUAAGUAGAAGAAAAUGAACAGUAUAUUUCUGUUUGAGGGUAAUUAAAUUAGUAAAUAUGUUAAAUUUUUAGAUGAAAACGGCGGUUCGGACUUUAAAAAUAGACAUCAAACAAUAUUCACUAAGUUUAUUCUUUACUGAAUAAAAGUAGUACCCUAAAACGUGACAUUUAACUGUUAUAUAAAUACUGAAGAUAAAUAUUUCUCCAACUACCUAGAAUAAUCAGAAGCUAAUUAGGUCAAUCCAUUAGUGUAUGGAUGACAAUUAACUGUUUUACACCAUUGUUUAUCAUAACAAAUCAUAGUAAGUUUUAAACAUGGACACAUAAAUUAUAACAAAUUGUCAGUAAUCAAUAUUAAUACCAAUUACAUCGUUUACCAAGAUUUUUCACCUCCAGUUGUCUGCUCAUUGAAUGUGUGUCCUGUGAGUCGAACAAUUUGAUUAUGAAACUUUUAUUGUUUCUCUAGAUAUGAUAAUGUCAAUGAAAACUUUAGAUCAACAAAACAAUGAAAGUAGAAUACUACUUUGUUUUAACCAACUUACUAAUAGUUCAUUUUAUUUACUCCUUAUUUAUUUACAGAAUGUCUUCAGUCGAUCAAAGCGGAUAUUGUUUUUCUUUUGGAUGGAACUAAAGUAAUUGACGAAUUUUCAUUUGAAUUCUAUGUGAAAGAUUAUUUGAGUGAUUUUGCUAAAAAGUUAUCUAUCAAAAGUGACGGUGUACUAAUUUCUGUCAUCUUAUUUACGGAUCAAAUACAUUUUGCAGUUAAACCAGAACAUUCUGUGAAUUUGCCUAGUUUAUUAAUGGCAAUACAUAAUAUGAAACAGCCUGAUAAAAAUUUAAUGAAAGCAGAUAUAACCCAUGCAAUUUUAAACAUUUUAAAUUUUGGAUUUAUUUCAACAAAUAAUGCUGAUGCACAAAAUAUUACACGAAUGCUUAUUCUACUUACAAAUGGAAAUAUUCCAGAGCAAAUACAACAUAAAGACAAACAGAUUAUCACUAAAUCGGACGAAAUUAUACAAGAAUUACAUAGUCGUGUAAAUUAUGCGUUCAGCAUAGGAAUUCCAGGUGCUAAUCAACCAGGAGUACGUAGAUUAGCUAAACCUUCACAAUACGCUUUUAUACUAAAUGAAUUUAAUGGUUAUAAAGAAUUAGAUUUAAAAUUUUUCGAUCCUACUGAGGUAAUGUGCCCCAUGAAAAUUCCAAAAUAUUGUAGUGAAAUUAGAAGAUCACUAUCUUUGAGAAAGCCCAUUGAAAAAGUGAAUGGACAAACAGUCGCUGUAAAUCCCUGGUAUCAAUAUGCAUAUCAACAGAGACGUUCUGGUAUGACACAACCAAGAAAUCGAUAUUCCUACAAUGAUUACGAAUAUUAUUACGAUUAUGGUGAUUAUAAUGAAGGAGAACGACCUCCGGUACGUCCAGUUAGUGUACCAAACUACAAAAGCAGAACAAAUGAUCAGGCAUUAAACGUAAAGCUUACAGAAUUACUGUAUUUACUAAGAUAUAAUGAAAGUAGGAAGAAAAUUGGUUUAACAAAGAUGAACCGUAUCAAUACAGUUACUACCCCAGCUCCAACAAUCCCUUCUACGCUUCCAUCAAAUUACUAUAGAUCCCUUCAAUAUAAAUCACAGGACCAAGAAUUUAACAGAAAAGGAUAUCACUCAUCUCCUAUUUCACCUUCAUAUUUAAAAUCUGAUGAUAUUCAUCAAAUGCUACAAAAAAACCUAAGUACAAACUACUCAAUAAUGAUGAAUCAAUCUAAUUUAAACAAUAGAACUGAAAAUAAUUGUGAAAUGAAAUUAAAUAAAAUGGCAAAUAUAUUAUUAAAAUUAAUCGAACAAACUCUUCAAAGAAAUUAUUCAAGUUCAGGAGUCCAUGAAAGUUCUAGUAAUAAUAAUAAUUCCAUUGAAUUAUUGAAACCAGCCAGUAUAAGUUAUUCAUUAAAUAGUUCACAAUAUGCUUACCCAGAAAUAACUACAUCCAGAAAAAGAGAAAAUUUAACAUCAAUAAACGAAAGGCACGGGGAAAAUAAACCAUCUCUAAUUAAUGAUAACAAUAAUUCACAAACUAUUAAACAGUCUAAAGAUGGAAUUUACUAUUCUACUUAUAAAGCACCUUUUCAAGCUACAGAUUGGGAAGAUUCUGCUAUGCACAAUGGAGCAAUUCUAAUGUUUGCAAUGAAAUCUCAUUCUGGGUUAUCAAUAAAUAACAUGUACUUUUCUAGGAGAAAUAUUACAAGCAUAUCAAAUAAAAAUACAGCUUCUAAUGUAAUGACAACUGAUCAUACCACUGGCGACACGGAUAUAAGUAGUAAGAUAUCAAAUGGCUGGUAUAAACAUGAUUUAUUUGACCAGUGGUAUAGUGGAUCAUAUAAAUACGUACUAUAUGAAUUAUGGUCUAAUAAUAAUCCAGUUGUUCAACUAAAAUUCAAUGCACAAUACUCAGAUAAGUAUACAUGGUUCAAUAAAUUGUUUUUAAAAACUUCAUAUCCUUGGAAUGAAUAUGAACUUUUGGAAAAGGCUAAAUUCAUCCUCACAAGCAAUGAAGCAUUCUCCGUAGUUUUUGAUCCAAAUUAUAUUGUCCUCUUAUCAUCCGUUGAUUAUAAUGCAGUUGAAAAGUUGAAGAGUGAACGAAUAGAUUGUGAAUUCCUACGAGGUUAUAUAUUAAUUGUUGACAGUUCUAAUUCAGCGAUUUCCCGAUGUAAAUGGAAUAAUGCAACCAAUGCGAAAUAUAAUAAUUUCCCAAACAUCAGUAAUUAUCAUGAUUAUCCAAAAUUUUUCUACACAUUGCCGAUAAAUUCACGUAAAGAAGAUAGUUUAAAUUAUCACUUACCACCAAAAUUCUCAAAUUACUUAUUUACACUAUAUGAAGCUGAUGAACUACGUAUUUAUGUCAUACCAUAUAGCUUAAUGCCUAGUAAAAUUGAUGGCAUUUUAUUACCACAGACUAACAAAUUAUUAUUCAUUCUUGAUACAGGCAUCAAUAUAUCUUUUAACAAAUUAUGGUAUCAAGAAAUAGCCAGUCCACCUAGUGCAUUUCCAUUAAAAUAUAACAUCCUAUGCCAUUGUUGGUAUCGUAAUCAGUUAUUAAACAAUUGGUAUAAACCCAAAACACAUUAUCAUACACAAAAUACCAAUCAUUUUUUAACAUCAAAUUUAUUUUUCGGUUUCCAAAAUAUUAAGAUUGAAUUAUUUGAUCAAAUUGGUCAUUUGAAAUGUUGUUUAAUAUUUGAUACAUAUGGUGCACAAGUAAAUUCAUGGUUUUCACUAAAACGCUUAAAAUAUUCAUGGCCAUGGUCAAUGAAAACAUUAACUAAAUAUAAUUUUGUACAAUUUGGUGAUCAAAUAUUAACUAGUGGUAAGAAACAUUAUUUAUCAUUGAGAAAUUGGUCAAAUUUCAACUUUUGGAUUGGUAAACAAACAUUGUUAAUUGAACCAUCAUCCAAUAUGAAACGAACUACUUAUACAAUAAAAUGUUUAAGUAUAUUUCUAGUUUAUAGUAGAAAUAAUGAAUCUGACCAUAUUAAAUUACCAGAAUGUAUGAAAGGUCAAACUAAUUUAUUUAAGGAUAUAACCAAAUUAACAAUAUUAGCUUUUAAUGAAGAUUUAACAGAAUUGAAUAAUAUGAAAAAAGCGCAACAAAUUACAAUCUGGUCAAACUAAAUAACAAAACCAAAAUACUUUAUGUGUUAAACAAUGGUAUAGAUAAAUUAUUUUUCCUAAACGAUAAUCUUUACUGCUUAAAGGCUAUACUUUACUAUUUGUGAUAAUACAUGAGAAGUUGGUAUCUAUCUAUUAUUUGAAGAGAGAUUGAACCAAAGCUCACAUAGCUGUGACGUGUAAUAUCAACUGUUGCGUUGCUUUUAACUUGUUUGACAUCGACAAUAUAGUAUCCAAAAUCGCAGUAAUAAAAAGAUUUUAACUUGAGAUAAGAAUAAGAACCGUCAUAUGAAAAUUUUCUCGACUACACAACUUGAUCAGCACUUGCUUCAUAAGAGUAAUUUUAUCACAAAUAAAUACAAAUAGGUAGAGCCAAACUAAGACAACUCUCAGACAAAAGUAUAUAUCUACAGAUAUUUAAACGGUUAAAAAAAGUUCAUGUGAAUUGCCAGAGUGCUCUAUAACUGUUCCCGAAACUGUGACGAUUCCGAGCUGAACUUCGCAGAGGUCAUCAAAACUAACAAACAUGAUUAAAUUCGAUGACUAAAAUACCUUGAGCUAAUUGCAUUCAAACAAAUCUACGUUGUCGUUCGCUUAGUUUGCUGUAGUAUUAUGUAUCUUUUACAAGUUUUACAUUGGUUAUUAGCUAAUUUCGUAACAAAAAUUUUGUCAUAUAGUGAUCAAUGGAUUCCAUUCACAUCUGUAAGAGCUUAAGGUUAUUUUCUCGAUUACAGUUGUUGUUCAAAAGUUUUGUACUUUAUGUAUAAAUUACCGAUUCCUUCGGUUGAUUGAAAGCCCAAAAUCUCUUCGCCGUAUGGUAGAGAAAUACACUCUUUUUAGGAAAAAAAUUAACUACAUUAAUUAACGAUAUACCUAAAAUAACCCCGAAAGUUAGAUAGUUUAACUUGAGCGAACCCACUGUUACUACUUAUGAAACGCCUAAACCGACAAUAUAUAAUUAUGAUAACUUCUUAUCCAAAAAUAAAAAGUUAUCUGCAGUCAACAGAAAAUGUUGCCGAAAGUGAACAAGAUAAGCCAAUCGGAUUGAUUUUGACGCUGACGGAAUCGAACACCUUUUGAGAUCUAUAUACUUUUUUAAUUUUAAAAGGCUUUGUAAACGUAUUCUUACACAAAGAAUUUUGGUGAACUAUUCACAACAUUUUUGUGUAUUCUUGCCUGGAAUUUUCAGAAGAAAUCGACUAGUUUAGUUCUCCAUACUACGUUUAGCUCACAGACAAAUUUCCGAAAAGUAAAGGUAAGAACUUUUGCGACCUCAACUUGAAUAUUCGUUAUCUUCUCACAGUUAUUCGGAGAAAAAAGCGACCUCCACAAGUUAACUGUUUUGAAAAAUUGAUUAAGAUAACAGCGCAGUUAACAACUGAGAAAAAAACUUUGAAGCUUAUCCUCUGAAUAGCCUACAUCAACACGCCAUGAAAGACACGAUGACUACCCUCUGUAUUACUGAAAUUUAAAAAUGAGAAGUGCAUUUAUUAUCACUAAAAACGAAACUAAUGAUAUCAGUCAGUCAUCUGCAACAUAGGAUCAUGCACAUAUAUCCAUCGGUCCAAGU